Molecule: messenger RNA, 408 nt
Organism: Penicillium cosmopolitanum
Lineage: Eukaryota; Fungi; Ascomycota; Eurotiomycetes; Eurotiales; Aspergillaceae
Exons: 1
Coding region: 1-408 (135 amino acids)
Source: RefSeq, a predicted model, not a curated record
AUGGAGGAGCCGGCUACAGCACCGUGGGGUCUAAGCAUCAGUGACGCCGACUUUGAGAAGCUCAAAGCAGGUUUCAACCCUCAGGAUAUGGAUGAUAAAUGGCACGUCUUCGUCACAGAUCAGAGCGAGAGUAGCAACAUCUCCAUCCAUUUUGCUCGAAGUUGGACGGGAAAGGUAUUCUACAUACUUUUGGUGAAUCCUGGUGACGGUGUCAGUACAGGUGGUGUUAAGAUCGAAGCUCUCACCUGGGAACAGACCAAGGGUAUAAUUCGUAUCUCGGAGGAGCAGGCUAAAAAGGAGGCAAUUAUUAUGAGCAGAUGUAUACUGGGGUGUGGUUUUGAUGCACUUCCACAGUAUGACUUUUCAGAUAUGUGGAAUUAUACUGCUACUCAGCCAAAAGCUAGUUGA